AUGCCGCGAGGAAGAAGAAUACAAAAAGUGCUACCUCCAGCUCCCCUAACCCACUAUCAUCUUGUCCAAUUUGCCAGCGAGUUUGAAAAAAACAAUUCCCGAAAAUCUGCUAUGCUCCCUGUGUCAAGACUCGUUCUCAUGUCAAGGAUUAAGGAGUUAAGGACUGUGUCAGAAUGUCUCUUCAAGCACUCAUCAACCGUGAACCUCGCACCAGAUCACGAUCAUCAUUGGCCUUCCGGAAAAGUGCGGAAAGACCUGAAGAUUUACAUCAAUGGACAUCAAGCCUUAAUCCAGUUGCCCACAAAACCGACGUCACCAAUAUCUCCGGUCCCACGCCGAUGCAACUGGAGAGUCUGCACCUGCAGAAUACCUUCAACACCUUCAGAUGAUCAAGAGACCGUCAAGCCAUCAGUAUGUCCACAGAAUCUUGCGAUUCAACUCCGCGGUCAUGACGACUGA
Messenger RNA from Necator americanus (New World hookworm), 459 nucleotides. RefSeq lists its product as uncharacterized. The coding region runs from base 1 to 459 and encodes 152 amino acids. The record is from RefSeq and is a predicted model, not a curated record. NCBI's taxonomy places the organism in Eukaryota, Metazoa, Nematoda, Chromadorea, Rhabditida, Ancylostomatidae. The transcript has a single exon.